Molecule: messenger RNA, 902 nt
Organism: Cephus cinctus (wheat stem sawfly)
Lineage: Eukaryota; Metazoa; Arthropoda; Insecta; Hymenoptera; Cephidae
Product: protein C10
Exons: 4
Coding region: 7-534 (175 amino acids)
Biological process (GO): post-embryonic development
Source: RefSeq, a predicted model, not a curated record
ACUUCGAUGAUUUCUCUAAUCUUACUUCUGCCUACUUUGUGCUCAUAUAACAGCUACGAGCAAACGUCAGAAUUAAAAUGCCGAUUUUCAGUUGAUACACGUAUCGAUGUAGGACAUGUCAACUUUGACAAUCGGAGUGUGGAAAUUAAGUUAAAUCAAUUGAAAUAUAUUGAGAGCAGCAUAAUGGCGACAUUAGUAAAUCUCACAUCAGAAACAGCAAAAGCUGCUUUGACGGAUAUUCUAGCAGCUUUGAACUCUACAGAAAAUGUACAGAAACUUACAGAAGCAAAGGAAAACUCUGGGAAUGAGAUGUUAAAAAUGAUGCAAUUUGUAUUUCCAAUUGUCACUCAAAUCCAAAUGGAUGUAAUAAAAAAUUAUGGCUUUCCAGAAGGCCGAGAAGGCACUGUUCAAUUUGCACAGUUAAUUAGAUCACUGGAACGGGAAAAUCCUGAAAUAGCACAGCUGCACAGUCAAGUACGAGCAUACUUUCUUCCUCCAGUUUCAAUCACUUCUUCUGCAGAAGCAUCUCUUUAAGUAUAGAGGUAUUCAAGAAUCAUAUAAUCAUACUUAAUUUAUUGCACUAUGUCUUGCAUAGUAGCAAACCAUUUGUAAUAAUUUGAACUUGAAAGAGAUAGAUACAUCAGAGAAUUUGAUAUUUUUUACACCCAAUACUUUUAUAAAGCUAUGACUGUAAUUCAUUUUGUAAUGUAUAUUUUCCAAUGGUACGAUGUACCUCUCUCUAUUUGAAACUGACUAUAUAAUUCUAAGAUUACUAAUAAAACGCUCUCUAACAUUUCUUAAAGAAUUAUUAUAAAAUAAAUGACUGCUGUACAAGAGUUAAGUAGAAGAAUAAGGUGUAUAUUGGGAUAUUCAUACAAUGAAUGGAUCGCUCCGCUUUCAAA